Molecule: messenger RNA, 2848 nt
Organism: Myxocyprinus asiaticus (Chinese sucker)
Lineage: Eukaryota; Metazoa; Chordata; Actinopteri; Cypriniformes; Catostomidae
Product: amiloride-sensitive amine oxidase [copper-containing]-like
Exons: 5
Coding region: 149-2377 (742 amino acids)
Biological process (GO): response to antibiotic; amine metabolic process
Cellular component (GO): plasma membrane
Molecular function (GO): copper ion binding; diamine oxidase activity; quinone binding
Source: RefSeq, a predicted model, not a curated record
UGAGCUGUGGGUGGUUGAUAAAAGCACAAACAGAACAGAGUUCACAAGAGAACCGCUGAAUCCACUGGCUGAUCCAACAGAACACAUUUUAGCUGCAUUAUCGAGCCUGAACACUUGGAAACAGUCGCUGAAGUUUUCAGGGGCCAACAUGCGGUUAUCCUGGAUAUUACUCUUGGCUUCUCUGGCUGCAGCCACCUCUACAUUGAGAUCACGAGAGUGGGCUCAUCAUGGAGCUUUGAUGUUUGCAGAUCUCUCUCCUCGAGAAAUGAAUGCCGUGAGGGACUACCUCUACUCCUCCAGCGAGCUGGGCCUCACUUCAGCAAAAGACAAAACCCUUAAGAAGAACAGCAUCCUCCUGAUGGAGCUGCAUGUUCCUCGCAAACAUGAGGCUCUUCGUGCGCUGGACAGAGGGCAGGCAAAACCUCCACGACAAGCACGUGUGGUGGUACAGUUUGGUAACCAGGCGAAGCCAAAUGUGACGGAGUACAUUGUUGGCCCCCUGCCUUUUCCGAGAUCCUACCACGUCAAGUCGUUCAAGGGUGACCGGCUCAUACGAUUUGAGUCGAGACCGAUUUCUUCUGUGGAGUAUCAUCACCUCAAUAGGGUUUUGGAGAAGAUAGCAGCUAAAACAAAUAAGAUUCUGCACGAAAGCACCGGUUUCACUUUCGGCAACUGCACCGACCGCUGUUUGACCUUCUCAGACAUUGCUCCUCGAGGGUUAGCACCCGGUGAGAGGCGGUCAUGGGUUAUGCUGCAGAAGUUUGUGGAGGGCUACUUUAUCCACCCCAUCGGCUUUGAGGUCCUCAUUAACCACAAAGAUUUGGAUCCCGAGAAGUGGGCAGUGGACAAGAUAUGGUACAAUGGGCAGUAUUUUGACAGUGUGGAAGAACUUGUGGAGAAGUACGAGAAGGGUACGAUCUCUAAACUCAAGCUGCCUGAGCAUGAUGAGCAGGAUCUUUUCUCCACCUACAUUCCUCGAGGACACAUGAACACACGGACCAACAUACAUGGAGCAAAGCUUGUGGAACCCCAAGGCCACAGGUACCAGGUGGAUGGGAACUUUGUGGAAUAUGCCGGAUGGUCCUUUGCCUACCGUGUUCGCUCUUCUGCUGGGCUGCAAAUCUUUGACUUGCGCUUCAACGGGGAAAGAAUUGCCUAUGAGAUUGGUCUGCAGGAGGCCAUUGCCUUCUACUCUGGAGAUACGCCAGCCGCCAUGCAGACCAAGUACAUUGAUGCAGGGUGGAUGAUGGGCAUCUCAGAUUAUGAGUUGGCACCAGGGAUUGACUGUCCAGAAAUUGCUCAUUUUGUGGACCUUUAUCAUUACUAUGACACAGACAAACCUGUACGCUACAAAAAUGCCCUCUGCAUCUUCGAGAUGACCACAGGGCUUCCUCUAAGGAGACACUUUAAUAGCAACUUCCAAGGAGGUUACAAUUUCUUUGGAGGACUGGAAAACCAUGUUCUAGUGAUUAGAACCACUUCUACAGUGUACAACUACGACUACAUCUGGGACUUUAUUUUCUACCAGAAUGGCGUGAUGGAAUCUAGAGUGAGUGCCACUGGGUAUAUCCAUGCAACGUUCUUCACAGAAAAUGGACUGAACUAUGGAGCCAAAGUUUACAACUAUGUACUUGGAAACCUGCACACACACCUGAUUCAUUACAAAGUGGACCUUGAUAUUGCAGGGCGGGACAACAGCUUUGAAUCCAUUAAGCUCAAAUAUGUCAACUUUACCAAUCCGUGGAGUCCAGAACACACCAUUCUGCAAUCAAAACUGCACACGACCCAGCAUGAAACCGAACGCAGUGCUGCCUUCCGCUUUGGCAAGAAUCUCCCCAAAUAUCUGCACUUCUACAAUCCCAACCAAAAAAACAAGUGGGGGCAUAAGAAGGGCUAUCGAAUCCAGUAUAACUCACAUGCCAAUAGUGUUUUGCCUCGUGGUUGGAAGGAGGAAAAUGGUAUUUCAUGGUCAAGAUACCCAUUGGCUGUGACCAGACACAAGGACAGUGAGGUCACCAGCAGUAGCAUCUACACACAGAAUGAUCCCUGGGAACCUCUGGUGACCUUUGAGAACUUCAUUCGCAACAAUGAAAACAUUGUUAACCAGGAUUUGGUUGCCUGGGUGACAGUCGGGUUCUUACACAUUCCUCAUUCUGAAGACAUUCCCAACACAGCGACUCCAGGAAAUGCAGUGGGAUUCUUCCUUCGCCCCUUCAACUUCUUUGACGAGGACCCCUCGCUCGCGUCCCGCAGCACCGUCAUCGUGCGACCUGAUGAAAAGGGCCAGCCAAAGGUUCAGAGAUGGACUCCAGAGGUCGUAGGUCACUGUGUCUCAGACAAGCCAUUCUUCUACAACGGCACAUACAGCGGUGUCUAGACAGAGACUGAAGCUCAUUUCAUGUUGUGUUAAAGUGUUUUUUUUUUGCUGUAUAUAAAAUGCUAGAAAAAGCUCAGAAUGUAGGACGUUAAAUGAUGAUGGUUUCAAACAUUUAGAACCAUAAUAAUGGAGUGCACUUUUUACAUUAUCCAGGGAGUUAAACAAACAAAACCUCAAAUUCUUUAAAGGUGCACUCAGUAACUCUUUUGUUUGUGUCAUCUUGGACUUACACUGACACCUAGUGGCUUGGAUGCAGCAUCAUUCAAAAUCAAUAUUUUUAAGUUUCAGAUGCCACUGCAGAGAUGUAUUCACAGUCACCUGUAAUUAAUUUAAUCCUUGAGUGAAGGUGUCCGAUAACAGGGCGGCUACUGAGAUUAAGCAAGUUGUAUUCGGCUGGUCAUGUGAUUUUAACAUGGUAGCCCGCUUGAGGGGACCCUCUCCAUGUAAAAUAAAACAGCUUUUAAAAUGUUA